This is a messenger RNA of Cicer arietinum (chickpea), 1340 nucleotides long. RefSeq lists its product as uncharacterized. The record is from RefSeq and is a predicted model, not a curated record. NCBI's taxonomy places the organism in Eukaryota, Viridiplantae, Streptophyta, Magnoliopsida, Fabales, Fabaceae.
GCUCUUACUUAUCUAAUAUCUUCAUUUCUCAUUCAUUUUCCAUACUUUUCAAUUGUCAAAAUUGCAUAGUUAAAAAGGAAGAUAUUGAAGGCAAUCUCUGAGCUUGGUUAGGUUGAUCAUACUUUUUACCUUGUUGUUAUGAUGGGUGAGUCAGAGGGUACCAAAUGCAGCUUAGAUAUCAGGAAGAAUGAAAAAGAUGGGAUUCCAAAAGGAUUGGAUCCUGCAAUAUCUAAUUUUUUUGUACAGCUUCCUAACAAGUUUCAAAAUGUUCUAAAGUAUCAGCUGAGUAGAUUGGCAAAACACAAAGGAAUGAAUUUUGUGAGAUCUGAUCAGAGAAAUGGGAGUGGAACAUUUAGUGCCUCUGAAGCUGAACUUAUUGAGCAACUGCAAGCAUGGAAAACAAAUCCUUCUUGGGUUGAUAAGCCACCAGAAAUAAAGGUGACUGUUCCCAAAGGCUCUCUGUGCAACCUCAAUGCAGAAGUUGAUGUUGGGCUACCCCCUGAUGCAGUAUAUAAUAUAGUGACAGAUCCUGACAACAGAAGAGUUUUCAAAAAUAUCAAAGAAGUGAUAUCAAGAAAAGUUUUGGUAGAUGAGGGUGAUAGGCAAGUGGUUGAUCUUGAGCAAGCAGCUAUUUGGAAAUUUCUAUGGUGGUCAGGGACUAUUUCAAUUAAUGUCUUGGUAGAUCAAAACAGAAACGACUACUCUAUGAAGUUCAAGCAAACCAAGACAGGAUUCAUGAAAAAAUUUGAGGGCUGCUGGAGAGUAGAGCCUUUAUUUGUCGAUGAAGCAACCUGCUAUCCCUUUAAACCCAAGACAAAGGAAGAUUAUAACAAAUGUACAAGAGGCAAAGGAAGAAUUGGUCCUAAAGUUCCCCUACAACAAAUACUUCAGCCAGCCAUUGUUCCUCCACCUCCAAUAUCAUGGUAUUUGAGGGGAAUCACAACCCGGACCACCGAAAUGCUUAUAAAUGAUCUACUAGCAGAAACUGCCAGAAUCAGGGGAGGGUAUGAGGAUGAAAAGUCCAAGGAAGAGAUUCAAGGAAAGCAUGGUAAAAAUUUGGACAUGGCUGCUAACACGAAUAACAUUAAAGAGAGAUGGAUUUUACGCAGAAAAAAUGCGAAGCAGAGUCAUAGAAGAGACUGUUGACUGCUAAAUGAUUUUUCUAUGUGUAUUUCUAAUGAUUUUAAUUUAAGCAAUCUGUCUAGAUUACUCCAUAGUAGUUCAGUUCACUUUAAAGGAUUCCAGUGUAUGCAUCUUAUAACGUAACGUUGAUGUUGAAAGUGUGAGAUUUUAGAGAAAAGGAGGAGAGAAAAUAAUAAGGGUUUGAAUAUUAUUGAUAA